This is a messenger RNA of Alligator sinensis (Chinese alligator), 2129 nucleotides long. RefSeq names its product terminal nucleotidyltransferase 5A (gene TENT5A). Gene Ontology annotation, biological process: mRNA stabilization. Gene Ontology annotation, molecular function: poly(A) RNA polymerase activity; RNA binding. NCBI's taxonomy places the organism in Eukaryota, Metazoa, Chordata, Crocodylia, Alligatoridae. The transcript is spliced from 2 exons. The record is from RefSeq and is a predicted model, not a curated record. The annotation marks the transcript as partial.
CCCAGCCACAUCCUGCACCAGGACAGCGGCCUGGGCUACAAGGACUUGGACCUCAUCUUCUGCGCCGACCUCAAGGGGGAAGCCGAAUUUCAGACUGUGAAGGACGUGGUCUUGGACUGCCUUUUGGAUUUCUUACCCGAGGGAGUGAACAAGGAGAAGAUCACCCCGCUCACCCUGAAGGAAGCUUAUGUGCAGAAAAUGGUAAAAGUAUGCAAUGAUUCAGACCGGUGGAGUCUCAUCUCCCUGUCCAACAACAGUGGCAAAAAUGUGGAGCUGAAAUUUGUGGACUCCCUGAGGAGGCAGUUUGAGUUCAGUGUAGACUCCUUUCAAAUCAAGCUAGACUCCCUUCUGCUUUUCUAUGAAUGCUCAGAGAAUCCAAUGACUGAAACUUUUCACCCAACUAUCAUUGGUGAGAGUGUCUAUGGGGAUUUCCAAGAAGCCUUUGAUCACCUCUGCAACAAGAUAAUUGCCACCAGAAACCCAGAAGAAAUCCGAGGAGGUGGCCUUCUUAAGUACUGCAACCUGUUGGUAAGGGGCUUCAGGGCUGCCUCAGAAUCUGAGAUCAAGUCCCUUCAGAGAUAUAUGUGUUCAAGGUUUUUCAUUGACUUCUCGGACAUUGGAGAACAGCAAAGAAAGUUGGAGUCUUACUUGCAGAACCACUUUGUGGGAUUAGAAGACCGCAAGUAUGACUAUCUCAUGACCCUUCAUGGUGUGGUGAAUGAGAGCACGGUGUGCCUGAUGGGACAUGAGAGAAGACAGACUCUAAAUCUUAUCACUAUGCUGGCCAUUCGGGUCUUAGCUGAACAAAAUAUCAUCCCCAAUGUGGCCAAUGUCACCUGCUAUUACCAGCCAGCCCCAUAUGUAGCAGAUGCCAAUUUUAGCAAUUACUAUAUUGCCCAGGUUCAGCCAGUGUUCACAUGCCAGCAGCACACAUAUUCUACUUGGUUGCCGUGUAAUUAAGGACCAUUUGAAUAUACCUGGUGGGGAGAACAUUUUUUAACUAAUAGAGCGGGGUGACACACUCCUUACAAUGGGGUGAUUUGUGCAAUGAUGAUCUGCUCUAGGUUUCAAGCUUAGUAAAGCUUGUGGUUCUUCUAAUAAAAAUAACGGGAGCAUGAUCUAGAAAAGAACCAGAAAUAAUUGGAUUCUACCCCAGAGCACAAGAGGCCUGUCAAUAAAAGCAAAUGGCUUCCCCUGAAAUAAACAUGGGAGGAAUGCAUGAUGACAAUAUGGGUUGGCGAUACCUUCUCCCAUAGCUUUGGCAUAGAGAAGGUUGGGAAGCCUUUUUAAAUUUUAUUUUACUGUUUCAAAGAAUGGGAUCUGCAAAAAGGGAGACUAUGGGAAGAAAACAAAACAACAAAACCCCAACAUUUAUAUAUAUUUUCAGGAAUUAAAAGUAGAGGCAUAAUGCAGAGAUAAGCUGAAAUAAAAUGUAUAUUGGAAUUACUGCAUUUGGGGCUUGCAGCAAGUGCUGUCUCUGGAAUGAUCGUGUAGGAUGUAUAGCUUGCUUGAAUAGAAUACUUUAACAGAAACAGCUUGCUCCAAAUGAACAGUAGGAGAUUGGUACAGUUAUAAAAACAGGGAGGGAGGAGGGAAAGUAUGAUGACAAAGUCCAUUUAUUUCCAGCUGUGUGCAUGCUUCCCUUUUUUUUUUUUUUUAAAUGUGAACUUGUAAGAAAAGCAGCUGUAGCAAACAAAAUAUGCUCAAGGACCAAAGAUUUCACAAAUAAUUAUCCAAGCAAAGAAAAUACAGUAGAAUAUAUAUAAUAUAUAUUAAAAAGAUGUUACUAUAUUUGUACACACCAAUAGCAAUCAAAAGUGCCUGAUGCCUUCAGAAAAUUUAAAGUGAGAAAAAUUAUAGUUUUGUGGUUUAACCAUACAUUUUGUUUUAUCAGGGACACAAGAAUUUUAAAAAAAACAAAACAAAAAAAAACAAAAAAAACACCAACAAAACAAACAAAAACAUAAGCUUGUGAAUAAGUGGUGGAGGAAAUGCCCUAUUUUUUUCUUGGCAAAUACUUGUAUAAAGUUAAUGUUCUUGUGUGUGUGUGUGUGUGUGUGUGUGUGUGUGUGUAUAUAAUACACACACACACACACGAGCUAUAUUAAAUAUGGUCUAGGAAAAUGUAG